UUCAAACGCCUCGACCUCCCCUGGACAGUAUAAAUACCCAUUCUCUCUCUCUCUCUCUCUCUUCUGGAGAAACUCCUAUUCCCAUAAUCUCAUUAGCGUCUCUAGUCACUCUCUCUCUCUAGCCUGUCGCCUCCUCCAAAUUCGGGACCAACCUCGUUCGCUUCACGCCUCAAACUCCAUCUUCUCUCUUUCUUCGUUCGCUUUCUCUUUGUUUUCUUGUUUGAGUCUCUCUUUCUUUAUCUAAGAGAUGGCGAGACGUUCGAAAAGGAAGGCGAACCAGAUUGAACAAAGCAAAUCUACUGAGGAGCUUCCGAAGGAAUCAACAAAAACUUCCGGCAGAGAAAAACUAGCAAAAAAAGCUUCUGUUUCUCGUAAACCUAAAGCUGAGCCUGAGUACUUCUCUGAGAAGCGGAAUCUGGAAGAUCUGUGGCAGGCUGCAUUUCUUGUAGGCACAGAGUGGGAUCAAUUGGACUCAGUUUAUCAGUUAAAGUGGAAUUUUUCAAACUUAGAAAAUGCUUUUGAAGAAGGCGGGGUGCUUCAUGGAAAGAAAGUCUAUCUCUUCAGUGUUACAGAGCCUCAAAUGGUACACUUCAAGGGAGAACGUAAAGUAAUGUGCAUACCUGUCGUAGUGGCGGUGGUGUCUCCUUUUCCGCCUUCUGAUAAGAUCGGUAUAAAAUCAGUCCAAAGGGAGACGGAAGAAAUAAUUCCCAUGAAGCAAAUGAAGAUGGAUUGGGUUCCAUAUAUUCCUUUGGAAGACAGGGAUAGUCAAGUGGACAAAUUGAAGUUCCAAAUUUACACUCUGAGCUGCACCCAAAGAAGGGCUGCUUUGAGUAACUUGAAGCUAGAGCGUGUCAAGAAGUAUGACUAUUGUCUACCUUAUUUCUACCAGCCUCUGAAGGAGGAUGAAAUUGAGCAGAGUACUAUUGUUCAGAUCAUAUUUCCAGCCGAUCCAAAACCUGUCUUUUGUGAAUUUGACUGGGAUUUGGAUGAGCUUGAGGAAUUUACUGAUGAUCUAAUUAAAGAGGAGGAAUUAUCUGAAGAUCAGAAAGAUGCGUUCAAGGAAUUUGUCAAGGAGAAGGUUAGAGAAGCAAAAAAAGCUAAUCGAAUGGCAAGGGAAGCCCGUAAAAAGGCCCUGGAGGAAAUGAGUGAGGAGACUAAAGCAGCAUAUGAGAAAAUGAAGUUUUACAAGUUCUAUCCUGUUCAAACACCUGAUACUCCAGAUAUAUCCGAAGUGAAGGAAAAGUUCAUAAAUCGGUACUAUGGGAAGGCCCAUGAGAUUCUGUGAUGGCUCCUGUCAAAUGUAGAUGAAGGCUAUUGACUCGGAUAUACAGAGUUCAGCUUAUUUCAGACGGGAACCAUAAGGCUUCUUGGUUUGAUUGUCUCUAAUAAUUGACCUGAAGCUAAGAUUCCGUGAUAGUCCAAAGGGGUUUAAAGGCGAGGCGACUAUCAACUGACGACCCACCAAAAGGUCAUGAAGCUAGGCUAGGUAUCAUAGGACAAAAUUUGUAAUAGCUUUUUUAUCUUUUUCUUUGUUUGGAUUUUGGAUAGUUUUGCUAGCAGCAGAUUUUGAGAGGGUUGUAAUUUUGGAAAUGAUCUUGGGCUCAUCUGGAAAAAAUCCCAUUUUUGAUCCCAUUUUUUUUAUAACAUUUACUUCUCUUAAUGUAAUCAAUGAAAAAUCUUGAGAGAUCUAUAGAAGAGUUGUUAGUUUUGGUGAA
Molecule: messenger RNA, 1715 nt
Organism: Macadamia integrifolia
Lineage: Eukaryota; Viridiplantae; Streptophyta; Magnoliopsida; Proteales; Proteaceae
Product: protein HEAT INTOLERANT 4-like
Exons: 14
Coding region: 248-1285 (345 amino acids)
Biological process (GO): regulation of cellular response to heat
Source: RefSeq, a predicted model, not a curated record